Molecule: messenger RNA, 2109 nt
Organism: Sebastes umbrosus (honeycomb rockfish)
Lineage: Eukaryota; Metazoa; Chordata; Actinopteri; Perciformes; Sebastidae
Gene: g6pc3
Product: glucose 6 phosphatase, catalytic, 3
Exons: 6
Coding region: 109-1125 (338 amino acids)
Biological process (GO): glucose 6-phosphate metabolic process; gluconeogenesis
Cellular component (GO): membrane
Molecular function (GO): glucose-6-phosphatase activity
Source: RefSeq, a predicted model, not a curated record
UUCCUGAAGUUCAAAAUAAUCAGGAUUACAUUUUGUUUUUACCACACUGAUCAUUGCAUUUCUCUUUUACCACAUAGAGGUAUAUAUAUAUGUGUAGAGGACGCAGACAUGGAGGCUGUUCACACUCAGGGCAUCUGGCUGGCUGAGAGUCUCCAGCAGAGGAUGAUAGAUCAGGAGAAGAUGUGGCUGGUUGUUACUCACAUUGGAGAUCCUAAAGCAGCCUUCCUGCUCCUCUUUCCUUUCACUUAUUUCAUCAACAAACGAGCUGGAGUGGCGGUGCUUUGGGUGGCAGCGAUAUCUGAGUGGUUAAACCUGGUGUUUAAAUGGAUGCUGUUUGGAGAAAGGCCGUACUGGUGGAUAGGUGAAUCAGGUCAGUUUGUCAACAAGCAACCCAACGUUCAACAGUUCUCCUCCACCUGUGAGACCGGCCCAGGGAGUCCGUCGGGACAUGCGAUGGUGACGGCAGCAGUCUGGUGGGUCGUGGUGUCCUCACUGGGGUCAUACCUGUACUCACGUACUCACAGUGUGAUGUUAUCAGCCGCUCCCUACCUGCUCUAUGUGGUGAUGCUGGUGGCAGUUGGAAUCUCCAGGAUCUUCAUCCUCGCCCACUUCCCUCACCAGGUCGUCGCUGGCUCCAUCACAGGUUUCAUUCUGGGAGUUGUCCUGAGCCGCAAAGUACCUGAAGGUCGCCCCCUGCUGUUCUUCUUCAGCCUCAGCUUCGGCCUGCUGUUCGGUACUCUGACGCUGCACGCUGGACUGCAGCAGCUGGGAAUCGACCUCUCCUGGUCUAUUGCUUUGGCUAAGAAGUGGUGCAGCCAUGCAGAGUGGAUUCGUUUGGACACGGCCCCGUUCUCCUCUCUGACCCGAGACACCGGCGCUCUGCUGGGUUUGGGCCUGGCCCAGUACUGGAAGCCUGGCGGAUGGUCUCAGCCGUGGGCUCCGCGGGCUUUGUCUCUGGCCAUUUCGUCCAUGGGACUAUACCACGUCAAUCGUCUGCCGCUCCCGGUCCGACCACUAGGACUCUUCUACGGCCUGUUCUUUGUCAAAUUCGUCAUAGUGCCUCAGGUCGUCAUCGUGCUCGUGCCUGGACUGGUUAACCUGUUCACACACAAAAAGAAGAGCUAGAAACUAUUUCCUGUCCUUCACCCCUCCAUGUACUGUAGCUUCCGCCUGAGUUUAAAUGUCCAUUUGAUAUACUUCAUGGGUGUGUAAAGGCUCUAGGUAAUUUACUCCACAUUUUUGUUCUUACAAUUCAGCUGGCAAGGGGUCUUCAGUUUGUGGCUUCAUGUUGUUUUUAUCAUUACAAAGUGUUGGGAUUGUAUCAAAUGUUUUAAUUUACUUCAGAUUUGCAGUAAAUCUAUGUACCACAAUAAUAAUAAGUGUCAACACUGCAGUCUUUUUUUUAAAUAGUGAGUUUUUUUUUGUGGGAAAAGUGCAGUUUUGAGGUGUUGCGCAUAAAAAUAUAUGAUACAUGGCUUGAAAACCGUAUUGGGCAAGGUCUAGAGUUUGAAUGUUACCAGUCAUGAUUCAUGAUGAUGUCGAUGGUUUGUACUCACUUUAUUAACAACGUUUCAGCCCUCUGACCUUCUUCAGGGUAAAUCAGAUAGAAAAAAAAAGAUUUACUUAACUGAAACAUUGUUCAUAAAGUGAGUACAAGUGGUCAAGACGGUCAAAAGGUUUUGAUCCUACGAUCAUUAAGACUUUUUGGUCUGAAAGAACUUUAUAGUAAUUGUUAACCAAGAAACGUCAAAAGAGUACUACACCGGUUUAGCAUUAGAAUACAUAAGAAAACUCAGAUGGAGCAAUUCCAGGAAAAGCACCAUCUUGUGGUCAAACUGGUGCUCAUACUUUGGUUAAAAGGUCAACAGAUGUAUGAUGUAAAAUACACAAAUACUAACCAUAUAAUUCAACAUUAAUAGCUUUAUAAAUGUGGUAUUUUGGGGGAGUUUUAUCGAAUUGCAUCAUAUUGUACAGAUGCUUGUUACUCUGUCGACACACUGGCGUUAUAUGUUUUGUGGACCAAAGUAAGAAAAUAACGUGUAUGUUAUAUACAAAUGUUCUGUAAAAUAAAUGACUGACAUGCAGGGCGUGUUUCAGUUGGUAACCAUU